This is a messenger RNA of Peronospora belbahrii, 1215 nucleotides long. NCBI's taxonomy places the organism in Eukaryota, Oomycota, Peronosporomycetes, Peronosporales, Peronosporaceae. The record is from the annotation of a GenBank genome assembly.
AUGGAAGAGACAAUGCCAUUAAAGGGUCUACCGUCUACUUUCAAGCCUAAGAACUCACGUCGUAAUACGCUCAAGGAGAAUGCAAAACGCGCACAACGAAAGCUUCAGCUCGCUUGCGUCUGCUCACUGCUCUUCAUGUGUGCCGAAAUCAUAGGAGGUUUUCUAGCCGGUAGUUUGGCAAUUAUGACGGAUGCUGCGCAUUUAUUGUCGGACGUAGCGGGCUUCUGUAUCUCGCUCUUUGCCAUUUGGGUAAGCACGUUACCAGCAUCUAAACGUUUGAGUUUUGGCUUUCAACGUGCCGAAGUGAUUGGCGCCGUUACAAGUGUCUUGGUCAUUUGGGUCCUUACAGGAGUGUUAGUCUAUGCCGCGGUGGAGAGAUUCAUGGAGUGUCUGGAGCCUAAUCCGAAGGAACACGUGAAUGGCAAACUCAUGUUUAUUGUGGCCUGCAUUGGGCUUUUUGUAAACCUGAUUCUAAUGCAGAUCUUGGGACACGGUCACAGUCACGGAGGAGGUAGCAGCCAUGGUCAUAGUCAUGCAGGAGGUAAUGAUCAUGGUCACAGUCACGCAGGAGAUAGCGACCAUGGUCACAAUGACGGAGGAGACAGCCAUGGACAUGGUCAUGGAAGUACAAGCAGUAGCCACGAUUCCUCCCAUAACCACUCGCACGGAUACGAAAGUUUGGAAAACGGUCAAGUCUCCUUGUCAUCUCAUAAAAAGCUGGAAAACUUAAACAUUCAGGCGGCCUACAUACACGCGCUUGGCGACUUCAUUCAGAGCAUCGGUGUGUGCAUUGCUGGGGGACUCAUCUGGUAUAAGCCGGAGUGGCAGAUUGCAGACCCUAUUGCCACUUUCAUUUUCUCUGUGCUGGUCCUAGGCACGACGGUUGGUAUUGUCCGUGACAGUGUGCAUGUGCUGAUGGAGGGCACGCCCGAUGGCAUUCAUGCCGAUGAGAUUGAGCGCGGUCUGCGUCACUGUUCUUCUGUUGUGGCUGUGCAUGACCUGCACAUCUGGUCAUUAAGCGCCGGUUUACCAUCGCUAAGCGUGCAUCUGGUCUCGGAUGAUGCUGAGACUGCACUGCACGCUGCUCAGCGCUACCUCCUCUCCAAGGGCAUCACCCACACUACUAUUCAAAUUGAAAAGACUUCAACGCUGUAUCCCCGCAACUGCAAUUCUGACCUUAAGUGUGGUCAAGACUUCCCGCAGAACAGCGACUAG